UACAAGUACAGUAUACAAGUGAAGCUGCCUCCAGUGAAAACAUCCAGUGACCCAGCAUGUCGGUUGGUUAAGAAUAACUAGCUGUAGGCUACUCAAAUGUCAGGUCUUGGCAACCAUGGGCAAGAAAGAUGCUCAGAGAUGUACACUUCCUGUAGAUCAGUAUCGCAAGAACAUUGGGAAGCAGGACUAUAAGCGCAGCAAGAAAGAUCUGAUCCGGUCCAAACGAGAGGCAGAUCGGAGGAAGACUAGCACUGGCUUUCGGGAUUCCAUGCUGGUCAUGCUCGCCCUGUGUGCUGUAGUGUGCCUCAUCUACAUGUUCUUCUACUUACAAAUGCCUCCAAAGACAUGACAGGUGGAGCAACUACUAUCACGUUGUGCCUCAUUGCAGAACUAGUAGGAUUCAUUGUCUCAGAGCUUUUCUAACUCUUGAGUCCAGAUGCUUUGUCUGAAAUGAUUGAUGAAUUAAAGGGAUUUUCAGUGGGUUUUUCAAUGCUGGAACUGUAGUCUCAUUCAAAAGGACAGUUUAUACUUUACUUGAAACCAACUGGAAAGCUCGCAGCACAAAUAUUUGAUGUGAUGUCACAGUUUUGCCUCUGUGUUUGUUUUUGCAAUAAGUGUGAACUGGCCUCAAGCAAUGAAAUGACUCACGUUGAGACUUUAAUGGUUGUGUGAGAAUGUGUAACUCUAGAAGCAUUGGAGGAGAGCAGACAGAACUGUGAACUUUUUAUUCAUCCAAUUGACAGGCAUAGGAAAAAAUAUUUGUUGGGUCCAAUCUAAGUCUCCACUACAAGCAGAAAAGAAUCAGACAUUUAAUGAAAUAUCUACAGGUUAUCCAGUCUUAAGUCAUUGGGAUGAUUUGUGACAAUGCUAUUGUCUAUCGUCUUUUCCUUAGGGUUCCUGCAGCCUGGAAAAGUCAUGGAAUAGUCAUGCAAAUUUUUUUUUUCGUUUUCCAGGCCUGGAAAAGUCAUGGAAAUUGGUAAAGAUGACUAAAAUUAUGGAAACAUCAUGGAAUUUUUCAAACACUGUGUGUGAUUUCUGUUAUAAAGUGCAAAAAUGCGUGAUUUUAUUUGCAACUUUAAAAGUCCAGAGUCCAGGAAAUUGCAGUAUUGGGUCAUGGAUUUUCAUAAUUUUGUCAUGGAAAAAUCAUGGAAUUUAAUUGUCCUUUAGGUGCAGGAACCCUGUUUCCUUGUGACUAGACUGGAGCUUCAAAUUGUCAUCGGCUCGUAUACAGGUUUACUCAAUAAAUUCUGCAAGGAAUAGUUAAGCUUCUUUCAUGGUCGUCAUCCAGAUUCAGAAAGGUGUCCAGUACAAGAGCAGUCAUUGGAGGAAUUCAAUCAGUGUCAUCAAGAGAAAGCGAAAGAAGAUUCUUAUGUCGUGCUUUACAAGAACCAUGUAACUCUACACAGGGCUAAGAUGGACUUGGUAAUUGAACUGCAUUCAGUCAAUAUGACUACAUGCACCACUUUUGGAGCAUGUAUUUUGACCUCUGACAUUUAACCUUUAUGAUUUGCAGGAAGUAGGGUACUUGUAGCAGAGUAUCCUGUGCAAAUAAAGGGCCCUAGGUUAUUGAGGGUGUUGAUAUAUAUCUUUUGGAAAUGAAACAUUUUUGUCUUCCAUAUUCAACGAAGAUGCAUUUUUAUCUUGUACUUAAAAUCAUAAGUUAAUAGUAUAAAAUUUAUACAAAUUCAUAGAUUGUGUAUCUUUGUAACUUUCAAGAGGUUGAAUGUCUGAGAAAAUUCCUUUUUGUAUGAGGCAUUUUUGCCUAUUUUCUCUUUAAAACAGAGAUGUAUAAAAAAAUAUUUAAGAAGGUGAAUUUUUCAUUUUCUGUUUGUAAACUAAUUAUAAAAUGGAUGAUGGAAGUAGUCUGUGUCAUUUAAGUAAAUUCCACUGAUGUUCUUCAAAUUUUCUGUAUUUUCUCUAUUUCUAGGUAAUUGAUGAAAUAAACGCAUCAUUAAAAAUCUGGGUGAAAUGGCAAUGUGUUACAUGUGGGUGAGUCACAGGAGUUGAGUCCCAGUCUGAUUCCUGAGUCA
Acanthaster planci (crown-of-thorns starfish) is the source of this 2030-nucleotide messenger RNA. Its product is annotated as triple QxxK/R motif-containing protein-like. Lineage: Eukaryota; Metazoa; Echinodermata; Asteroidea; Valvatida; Acanthasteridae. Gene Ontology annotation, cellular component: endoplasmic reticulum membrane. The record is from RefSeq and is a predicted model, not a curated record.